GGCGGAGCGACGAGCCGAGUCCCGAGACAGGCUACGAGCAAGAGGAGGUCGCAUAAUCACCAAGUUUGUAUUCACAUUCACGGUCAUCCGGCCCAUGAGUUGUAUAGGAGACGACAGGAAGUGUCCAUAAUAAGACAAUAAUUGAUAAGGUGUUACAGUUGUGCUUAUCAGUGUGUCAAGUGUGAGUGAGAGAGAGAGGAGGUCUGAGAGGAAUAGUUUUUCAGACAGUAGGUGACCGUUUUAGACCGUGGGGGAAACGUGAGACCGACUUUGGAGACCGCUUCAAGAACUCCAUUUUGCACGACCACUACUUCAUGGUCAUCGUCAUUCGUCAUCCACAAAUCCCACAAAUAUUUCUAAAUUAAUUCAUACAUCAACGUUGUUUAUUAUUACUGCUUCCCUCAGUGUUGCAUAAUAAUAAUAAAACCACAACACGAAACGAAGACAUGGCAAAAAUACAUAACCGCAUAAACAGUUUGGAAAACCAAGUGUCUGGAUGUGUGGAAAACUUGGAAGUUUUCUCCAUUCAGCUGACAGUGAUGCAGGACUUUCUUCAGAAACAAUUUGGUUCAAGAUUUGUUGACUAUGCCAGCAAUCGAGGUGUGUAUUUUGAAAAACCAAUUCCUACUACCUCAAAUAGAUUGCUACCAAAUCCAUAUUGUUCCUCCACAAAGACGGGGUCAGCGUCCACGAUAGCGACAACUUCGCAAAGCUAUGAACGUGAAUUUUCAGUAGAAUAUACUAACGAAGUACAAGACACUUCGGACCCAUUGGCAUUCGUCGAAAUUAUUGACGACUCGGAUGGAUAUCAAUACAACCAAAUUGGAGAGUACGAUGCUAGUGAAGAAUACGAAUAUGAAGGUGAAGAAGGUUAUUAUGACGAGAUGAAAAAUGAACAAGCUGAUGGGAAUGAAGAGUAUUAUGACGAGGAAGCCGUUGAAUAUGGCAAUGGGAAUGAUGAAGAUCACGAUAAUUCAGGUCUCGUAAUUGUAAAUUGUAUCAGUGAAAAGAUUAUUAAGAAGGAAAUGGCUCCAGCUAUUAGAUUACCAAGUCCUCCUCCCAUCACAGCGCGACCCCCUCCUGCCCGAACAUACGUUAAAUCAAUGUCGGUCGCCCAUCCGAAGACAGCAGGCGUAGAAACACACAAAUUACGAUUACCAUCUAACUUUUUGGGGGGUCGUAAGCGCCCAGCUGCCUCGAAUUCAUUGGGAGAAUCAAAUUCUUCUCCACUAUCAAAGAUGCCCUAUCUUCACCCUCAAGUAAUUGCCCCACCGCAGCAGAUAAAUAAUACGGAUUCUCAACAAGAUGAUUAUGACGACCUUCUUGGUCUCACUACUAUUUCUACUGAUGAUGGAGGAGCAUUAGAUGGUAUGCUGGAUGUCAAAAUGGAAAGGGUUGACCCGGAAUGCAACGAAGAUCUCCGAGAAUACUAUGAUGUGCUCCCAGAUAAGUCUGUUCAGUGCAAAAUCUGCGACAAGGUCCUCAAAGCUGGAUGGCACAAGUAUGGUAGACACUACAGAACUCAUACCGGCGAAAAGCCCUUCUCCUGCGCCCAGUGCGGAGAAAAGUUUGCUAGGAAAGACAACAUGAAUAACCACAUCAAGUCAAAACAUGAACAGAAGCGUCAACGACCCAGUUCAAAUGAGAAUAUUUCUUCAACUGAUGAAUUCUCUCCAAUGUAUUAUCUAUCCUCAGAACUUUGCUAAACAGUUAUGUUAAAUUUUUGAUAUUAAAUAAUUGAGAGGUGUAAAGGCUGACCUGCCUUAUUAUGUUUCAAACAAAAAUCCAGUAAUCAUAAUUAAGUUUUUUUUAUCAAGUUGCAAACAAAAAUGGUCAGUUUUCUGUUUUUUGUUGUUGUUUCAAAUCACAUGGUACUUACUACUUACAGAUCGAUGGGGGUCACGUACGUAAUAAUAAUUUAAAUUAGACGUAGGAUUGACGAAAAGUUUUUUCUUCCACUUGUUUUUGUAUCAUUAUUAUGACAGCCAAUCAGGCACAGUGACUGCUUUAUUCAUAAUAUUCAUAAAUCUGACCAGCAGCAGAGGUACUAUUUAUUCCGUAAAUUGUGUUUUUAAAUAUAAAUAGUUAAUUUUAUAGCUGUAGAAAAGUUGUAUUGAUAAAUAACAAUUGUAAUAAUACUACUUAAUAUAGUUUGUCAACAGAGUAAACUACUUGUUUUUUAUAAAAUUAUAAAACACAAAAUAAAUGGGAGCACGCUGCUGCUUGCAAAUUAAA
Molecule: messenger RNA, 2235 nt
Organism: Folsomia candida
Lineage: Eukaryota; Metazoa; Arthropoda; Collembola; Entomobryomorpha; Isotomidae
Product: sal-like protein 1
Exons: 7
Coding region: 447-1706 (419 amino acids)
Biological process (GO): regulation of transcription by RNA polymerase II
Molecular function (GO): RNA polymerase II cis-regulatory region sequence-specific DNA binding; DNA-binding transcription factor activity
Source: RefSeq, a predicted model, not a curated record